GCGACUGCUCUACCAUAUAGUCAUUUCGAUGAGGAUACAAUCGAUCACAAAGAUGCUGCAGCAGAGUUCAACAGAUUCUAUCCUGAGAUUGGUCUUACGGCAGAUCAGUCAGCUCAUUUAAUGAAAAUUUUCAUGAAUUCUAACACAGCAUCUGCUGUAAAUCAGUCUACAAGGGAGCUCGGUUAUGUCGGCGCUACCUCAGAGGAGAAGCUAGCACCUGAAUCUACGACUACACUACCAGCCUCUAAUGCAGCUACAUUUAUCAGGAGGGCAUGAGGCGCUAGCACAUAAAGAUUUCCUAGAUUCAGCGACUGAGGCAAUUGCUCAAACCGAGAGACCGGAUUUCUCUGACUAUAGUUCUUUGUUCUACCCUGGAAACGAAUCAUAUAGUGAGUAUGAGGACUAUAUGAUGAACCAGAUCUUGAAAGAUUUCCCAUCACAAACAGAAGCUGAGGUGCUUAUUUCAACGUUCUUCUGUUAUGCUGAGGCAAACUGGUACUAUUUUGACGAGGCUACAUUUCGUAGUCAGCUACACGCACUAUAUAGGAGCGGUUUUGCUACGUCUAUUGCCGACGCCAAAUUGAUUUGUUUGGCCUUCACUGUCUUUUCCAUGGGCAGUCAGUUCGCUCAUCUUCAUCAAGAUCGCCCUGACAGUGAUGCGGAAGGAGUAAACAUAGAACAGACUGGUAUUCCUGGUGCUAGGUUUUUUCGGCAUGCGCAGCACCUUAUACCACGGAUAAUAACAUGUCCCUCCUUGGAAGGGGUGCUAAGCUGUCUUUUGGCAGCCCUUUACUCUCUACCAAUCCAUAAUACUAAUACAUGCUACACAUAUCUCGGCCUUGCCUUGCGCAGUGCGAUCUGCCUCGGUCUACAUCGAAGAUCUGCCGGCUCUAAUCUACCCCCACAACUGUCAGAGAUCCGGAACCGUGUUUUUUGGACGACAUAUAGCAUUGAACGGUACGGAUGGCCCACUCACUUUCCAUUUUUUCCCCUUCUUUUUAUUACCUUUUUUAUUUUAUUUGUUCUCAUUAUUAAAGGCGUGUCGCUAUCUCUCUCGGGUAUCCGGAAACGCUCCAAUGCAACGAUAUCGAUUGCCCCCUCCCCCGGCGACGGGCAGAUUUAGACUCCUCUAAUUCGUUUCGUGCCGAGAGACUGGUGGCGUAUACAAAACUAACUCUGCUACUCAACAAGGCAAUUCAGUCAAGGUGAGGUGUCCAUAGUAUUAUGCUAUAGCCAGAUCUUCAGAUCGGCUUUGUAUUGUUAACU
This is a messenger RNA of Aspergillus pseudonomiae, 1266 nucleotides long. Its product is annotated as fungal specific transcription factor domain-containing protein. The record is from RefSeq and is a predicted model, not a curated record. Gene Ontology annotation, biological process: DNA-templated transcription. Gene Ontology annotation, molecular function: zinc ion binding; DNA binding. The transcript is spliced from 4 exons. The coding region runs from base 248 to 1123 and encodes 291 amino acids. Lineage: Eukaryota; Fungi; Ascomycota; Eurotiomycetes; Eurotiales; Aspergillaceae.